UUGUGGCUUUGGUUUGGUGGCACUAGCUACUAGCGAGCAAGGCUAGCAUGGGACGAGCAGCUAGGGUUCUUCGAGGAGGGAGUGCAAUGCCGGGUUUGUCGAUCGACGUAGCCAGCUGGGAGCUGUGAUCGUGAGCGGCGCAUUCGCCAUUCGUCUUUCCAUGGGACUGGAGUUGUGGCGCCUUCGUCUAUCGGUGGAUUCGGCAUCCAGAUUGUGGCUGGCGCCACCGGGGAAUCAAAAUUUCGAGCUCAGGCACGGGGAUUACGAUCCUUGGAGGCGAUGUCGAAGAAAUUCCAGGCGAUUUAUUUGCUGCCGAGCGAGGAAGAGUCAAUUCGAGGGUGGCAGCAAGGAUUUGCGAGGCGGCGGCAUCGAAAUCCCGAGUUCUCUCCAGAUUCUCAAGAGGAGAAACCGACAAAAGAGCCAGAUACCUGGUCCCGGGGAGCUCGAUGGCGGUAAUCUGGUGUCGAGCUCGAUCAAGAAGGCGUUUUCAUCCAUGGUCUUCAUGCUCAAAUCGAUGCACCGGUUCACUCUGGAGAUGCUGUGCUGCGAUGAGAAUUCCGUGCUCAACGAAGUGUGGAGCUUGGUCCAGCGAGAGAUGCACUCCUCGUUCCUGUGGCUGUUCCAGCAGGUAUUUUCCUCCACACCAAAGCUCAUGGUCUCGAUCAUGAUCCUCCUCGCGAACUUCACAGUCUACUCCAUGGACAGCUCCAUCGCAAUUCACUCACCAAUUGUGCCAAGCACAGCGCUGGAUCGCCCAGCUGCUCCAGCAGCAACAGUGAUGUGGAGCUCUCCAGCUACAGAAGUUCCGGGGUAUCUAAACUUUUUUGACGAGGCUGCAAUCGAGAGUAGCGGAGGAUCAAAAGAUGGCGGAGGAAAGCUUAGAACUCUUAUAGCCGGGGGAACUGAUGGGGGGGAUGAGUUUCCUCUCUCCCGGCGGGGGAGAACCACGAUGAUGAGAGACGAUCAACUGGCAGCACCAGGGAAUCUUAGCAGGAACCAGCAGCUAGCAGUGAUGAAAUUCCUCCAGCAAGUUCCAGUUCCAGCGAAAGUUACCAAGGAAUCGCUGGUUGCUCCAGUGAGCGCAAAGCUGGAGCCCGACAACUACGAGUGCUUCGACCGGACGGACCUUCUCUACCAGCAGGCAUUGGGCGAGGACCGAAAGAAUCCACUGAUUCUAGCCAACUACGCGCAGUUCUUGUACGUUGUUCGCCACGAUCACGACAGAGCUGAGACGCUGUUUCGAUUGGCGAUGGAGGCCGAUCCCUCCGACGGUGAAUCGCUCAGCCGAUUCGCGAGCUUCUUGUGGCUCGCUCGAGGUGACAAGCAGGGCGCGGAGGAUGCGUACAAAAAUGCCAUCGCGUCCGACCCCGCGAAUCCAUUCCACUUUGGAAGCUACGCACACUUCCUGUGGCACAGUGAGAGUUGAUGUGCCAUGAUAAUGUUGAUAUAUAUACACCGUUGAUCU
Molecule: messenger RNA, 1465 nt
Organism: Selaginella moellendorffii
Lineage: Eukaryota; Viridiplantae; Streptophyta; Lycopodiopsida; Selaginellales; Selaginellaceae
Exons: 2
Coding region: 161-1426 (421 amino acids)
Molecular function (GO): protein binding
Source: RefSeq, a predicted model, not a curated record